This is a messenger RNA of Hyla sarda, 2514 nucleotides long. RefSeq names its product 5'-nucleotidase domain containing 3 (gene NT5DC3). Gene Ontology annotation, molecular function: 5'-nucleotidase activity. The record is from RefSeq and is a predicted model, not a curated record. The transcript is spliced from 14 exons. Lineage: Eukaryota; Metazoa; Chordata; Amphibia; Anura; Hylidae. The coding region runs from base 64 to 1719 and encodes 551 amino acids.
AAGUGCCCAACCUCCUAUAUAAAGGUGCCGCUCGCAGCUCACAGCUAGACACUCGUCUUCGCUAUGUCUGCUACGCGUGCUCUUCUAGGGGGCUGCUGUCGGGUCACCCGGGCCACCGGGAGGAGGCUGGCGGGCAGCCCUGGAACUCCACUCAGGGACAAGGCUGGCUGGCUGCGUUCCCUUUCGGCUCGUUACUCUAGCGGCCCGGAGGACAGGGACAUGAGGAGGUAUCUGAGUGCGCACUACAACGAGACGAAGAGGAGCAUCGACGAGAUUAUCCCUUCUAUUUCAAGUAACAUGCUGAAUCCCAAAGCUAUAUUUUCUAACAAUGAGAUGAGCCUAGAAGACAUUGAGAUUUAUGGCUUUGAUUAUGAUUAUACUUUAGCUUUCUACUCUAAAGAUCUUCACAAUUUGAUUUUCAACACUGCACGUGAUCUUCUGAUCAAUGAGCAUCGGUAUCCAAAUGAAUUGAGAAGAUAUGAGUAUGAUCCUGACUUUGCAAUUCGGGGUCUUCAUUACGAUGUUCAUAAGGCUCUUUUAAUGAAGAUUGAUUCCUUCCAUUAUAUUCAGCUGGGAGCAGUGUAUAGAGGAUUUGAAGUUGUACAAGACUCUGAGGUCAUUGAAAUGUACCAAGGUUCCCAUGUGCCACUGGAACAGAUGAGUGACUUUUAUGGAAAGAGCUCCGAAGGAAACACCUUGAAGCAGUUCAUGGAUAUAUUCUCUUUACCAGAGAUGACUUUGUUGUCCUGUGUCAAUGAUUAUUUCCUGAAAAACAACAUUGACUAUGAGCCUGUGCAUUUGUAUAAAGAUGUAAAGGAUGCGAUUCGAGAUGUCCAUGUGAAAGGACUGAUGUAUCGAGCUGUGGAGGCGGACAUUGAAAGGUAUAUCUGCUAUGGAGAGAAAACACGAGCAGUAUUGGCAAAGUUGGCAAAUCACGGCAAAAAGAUGUUCCUCAUAACAAACAGCCCCAGCAGCUUUGUAGACAAAGGAAUGAAUUUCAUUGUGGGAAAAGACUGGAGAGAUCUUUUUGAUGUUGUUAUUGUUCAAGCCGACAAGCCAAAUUUCUUCAAUGACAAAAGAAGACCAUUCCGUAAGGUUACAAAUCGAGGUGUUUUACUAUGGGAUAAGAUUAACCAACUAGAAAAAGGCAUGAUUUACAAGCAGGGCAACCUGUUUGAAUUUUUAAAGCUCACUGGCUGGCGAGGAUCGAAAGUGUUAUACUUUGGUGAUCAUAUAUACAGUGAUCUGGCAGACCUAACAUUAAAGCAUGGAUGGAGAACUGGUGCAAUUAUUCCUGAGCUGAAAUAUGAACUUACCAUCAUGAACACGUCUCAGUAUAUUCAGACUAUGGCUUGGCUUCAGGGUUUAACUGGUUUACUUGAACGGAUGCAGGUUUACAGAGAUCCUGAGUCCCAAAUGGUCUUACAUGACUGGAUAAAAGAAAGGCAAGAGUUGAGGGACAAGGCACGAAGAAUCUUUAACCCUCGCUUUGGUAGUAUAUUUCGGACUGAUCAUAAUCCGACCUAUUUCUUGAGGCGUCUCUCUCGGUUUGCUGAUAUUUACAUGGAAUCCUUAAGCUGCUUACUGAACUAUAAUGUGCAUCACACUUUUUAUCCUAAAAGAACACCACUUCAGCAUGAAGUUCCUGUGUGGUCGGAUCAGCAGUACCCUGGUACAUUUGGAAUCCCUUUCUUACAGGAAAUUGCUCACCUGAAGUGACUCCCAUUCGCUUAAUCUCAGUCAUACACCUUUUUGCAUUAAAAGGAAGAUGGGUUGAAUGUAGCUUUUAUAAGUGAUUUAAUGUGGUCAACUGUUCGUAACACUCUAUUGUACCAGCUUUUAUGGAGUGCAUAGUGCCACUGAACAUGAAUGCUGACCGACCCAAAGCAGCAUUGUUUUUUAUGUUUGUUUCUAGAGCCAUAGCUCUCAUAAUUCUCUUCAUGAUGCAGCUAUUUGUACAAUUGUAGAUUGAGUUCAUGUAGUAGGAAAUGUAUUUUAUUGACAUUUUGUUUUAUUAUGGUUGAUUUUGUAUUUGCUUACACUUCUAGAAGGGAAUAGUCUGCUAAGUAAAGCAUGUUGUAUGGACUUCAUCCAUAAAGAUAUGUAGCCAUAAGGUGGCUUGCCUUCAAGUGGCCAUUCAUUCACUUUCAUUACCUGUUGACCGAGUAUUCGCUUGGCUGGCAGCUGUCUCUCCUGAUCUCUCUGUUCACUUGAAUUGAACAUUAAGGUGUACUCAAUGGACAGAGGAGGGGUAAGUCCCUCCCAGACUUCUGUGGUGGAGGCUCAUUUCUUUGAAAACAAAAGCGUCUGACAGUUGAGAUCCAUUAUGCUUGAUCCUUCAUUCCCAACAUCAUCUGUUUGGGGAAGGGGAGUCGGGAGGCCCCUAAUACUUUGAACAGUCUUCCGGUAGCUACAAAGUCAGUGAGCUUGGUCUACUUGACAAAAAUAUAUUCGGACCUUUUAACUGCAUCACUGUACACUGUUCCCACACAUCCAGCCCACAGUGUGCGUGUG